AUGUUCCAAACAUUGUCGGCCAAAGCGGCCAUUCAACUUGACCAGGAAUUGAUGUCUACAGGGGCAUUCUCCAUCGACCAAUUGAUGGAAUUGGCAGGUCUUGCAGUGGCCCAAGCAGUAUAUAAAGAGUAUCCUCCAGUGACCAUCAACGAUAAAGUACUUAUACUUGUAGGUCCAGGAAACAACGGAGGCGAUGGACUUGUAGCAGCCAGACACCUCAAGCUCUGGAAUGGCUACGAGCCGGUGGUAUUUUAUCCCAAGAAGACUGCCAAACCAUUGUAUACCAACUUGAUGACCCAGUUGAAACACCUCGGAGUGAGUGAAGUUACUGAAUUGACAGAAGUCAAGAACCUAUUGAGCUCAGGACAAGUCAAGUUGAUUAUCGAUUCACUCUUUGGAUUUUCUUUCAAGCCUCCGAUCCGGGCCCCCUUUGAUGACUUGAUAAAGUAUUUGUGUGUUAAUCAUGAUAAAAUCGCACCCAUAGCGUCAGUAGAUAUCCCUUCUGGGUGGGACGUCAGCGACGGGCCUGUGGGCAAAGACAUGGAUAUAAAACCUUCGAUGUUGAUCAGCUUGACUGCCCCCAAGCCGUGUGCAGUAAUCGCCCAUACCCAAGGAGUUACACACUACUUAGGAGGAAGGUUCAUCAACGGCCAGAUUGCUGCGAAAUAUCACAUCGAGGAGUUGAUUGCGAAAUACAAGGGCAACGACAUGGUUGUGAAGUUAUAG
Yamadazyma tenuis ATCC 10573 is the source of this 726-nucleotide messenger RNA. RefSeq names its product NADHX epimerase. Lineage: Eukaryota; Fungi; Ascomycota; Pichiomycetes; Serinales; Debaryomycetaceae. The record is from RefSeq and is a predicted model, not a curated record. Gene Ontology annotation, molecular function: NAD(P)HX epimerase activity. Gene Ontology annotation, cellular component: mitochondrion.